Cydia amplana is the source of this 1175-nucleotide messenger RNA. RefSeq names its product malate dehydrogenase, mitochondrial (gene Mdh2). Bases 115 to 1143 code for a protein of 342 amino acids. Gene Ontology annotation, molecular function: L-malate dehydrogenase (NAD+) activity. Gene Ontology annotation, biological process: tricarboxylic acid cycle; malate metabolic process. Gene Ontology annotation, cellular component: mitochondrion; cytoplasm. Lineage: Eukaryota; Metazoa; Arthropoda; Insecta; Lepidoptera; Tortricidae. The transcript has 6 exons. The record is from RefSeq and is a predicted model, not a curated record.
UACGUCACGUCACUAGUUAUCUUCGAAAGGUCGGCAGGGUCAGUGGAAGUGAUCGGCGAAUAUUUUAAUUUUUCAAUAAAAUUCUGACACUUCCCUUUUAAUACUCACGCGAAGAUGUUCUCCCGCGCCCUGAAGCCUGUUGGCACACUCGCCGUUCAAAAUGGAGCCAAGAGCUUCUCCACAUCUCCUCAGAGGAAUUUCAAAGUUGUGGUGGCGGGUGCGGCUGGUGGCAUUGGCCAGCCCCUGGCCCUGCUGAUCAAACAGAACCCGCUGGUGACCCAGCUGGCGCUAUACGACCUGGCUCCGGUUACGCCCGGCGUGGCUGUGGACCUAUCCCACAUGAACACAGUUGCCAAGGUCACUGGCCACAAGGGAGCUGAAGAGCUGCCUGCUGCCAUCAAAGGUGCCGACCUGGUCGUGAUCCCCGCCGGUGUGCCCCGCAAGCCGGGCAUGACCCGUGAUGACCUCUUCAACACCAACGCCUCCAUCGUGCGCGACCUGGCGCAGGUGGUGGCUGAACAGUCCCCCAAGGCCAUCAUGGCCAUCAUCACCAACCCCGUCAACUCCAUGGUGCCUAUUGCCUCCGAAGUACUGAAGAAGGCCGGGUGUUACGACCCUAACCGCGUGCUCGGCGUGACGACCCUCGACGUGGUCCGAGCCGCCGCCUUCAUCGGCGAGAUCAACGGCGUCGACCCCCAGUCCGUGCAGAUCCCCGUCAUCGGGGGACACUCCGGAGUCACCAUCAUCCCGGUCCUCAGCCAGAGCAAGCCAGCUGUGAAACUGACCGACCAGGGCAAGAUUGAGGCCUUGACUAAGAGGAUACAGGAGGCUGGUACUGAGGUGGUGAAGGCGAAGGCUGGCGGCGGCUCCGCGACGCUCUCCAUGGCGUACGCCGGCGCGCGCCUCGCCAACGCCGUACUGCGCGGUCUUAACGGCGAGUCUAACGUAGUGGAGUGUGCGUACAUUAAGUCUGAGCUGACGGAGGCGGCGUACUUCGCGAACCCGGUGGUGUUCGGCAAGGGCGGCGUGGCUAAGAACCUCGGCUACGGAACCCUAAACCAGUACGAGCAACAGCUGCUCAAGGAGGCCAUCCCUGAGCUCAAGAAGAACAUCGCCACCGGGGAGAAGUUCGUCAACAAGUAGAUGGACAAAGUGUGGAAAUGUCAUUGUAACGU